ACAUAUGUUUAACCUUUCAAGAUGAAGAGUUUCCUCAGUAUUAGUUUUGUGCUUUUUUUACUUUGUUUAGUAGAUUCAAAGUCAUUAAAACCAAAUAGUUUUAAAAAGCGAGUAUUUCAGGAUCUCUUCGGAAAACUCAACCCAAGAAUAACGGGAGAUCCCGGAGAACCUCUCAUAUUAACCGACUUGAUUGAAGCAGGAAAACUGGAUGAAGCUCAAAAUAAAUCACUUGUAGAAGGAUUGGACACAGAUAUUAAAAGUUACUCUGGAUAUUUAACUGUUGAUAAAGAACAUAAUUCUAAUAUAUUCUUCUGGUUUUUCCCUUCACAAGGCAAUGCCAGUUCUGAUCCGGUCAUUCUAUGGCUUCAAGGAGGACCAGGAUCUUCUUCCAUGUUUGGACUUUUUAAAGAAAAUGGACCGCUUCUGUUAAACGAUGGUAACCUUGGUAUUAGAGAGACAUCUUGGAAUAAGAACAACUCAGUUAUAUACAUCGAUCAGCCAGCUGGAACUGGAUGGAGUUUUACCACAGAUGGAUAUGCUUCCAAUCAAACUAAAGUAGCUACUGAUCUGUACGCAGCUUUACAGCAGUUUUUCACCCUCUUUUAUCAGUACCAACAUCAAGACUUUUACGUUACAGGAGAGUCUUAUGCAGGGAAAUAUGUUCCCGCUAUAAGUUAUAAAAUUCAUCAAGCAAAUCCGGAAGCAAAGCUAAAGAUUAAUCUCAAGGGUUUAGCUAUUGGUAAUGGUUAUACCGAUCCCAUUGAGCAGAUUCAUUAUGCUGAGUAUGUGUAUCAACUCGGACUUAUGGAUUUGUAUACGACAAAUCUUCUAAAACAAACAGAGGCAAGAGUUGUAGAAGAAAUUAAAUCAGAAGAAUAUGAUGAAGCAUACGAUUUAUGGAGUGAUAUCAUAGACACUAUACAACAAUUUACAGAAAUAGACAUAUAUAACUAUUUGACAAUUAAACGUAGUCAUGCAGAUGAAACCGACUUAAAUGAAUUUUUCAGUAAAGAAGAGGUUAGAAAAGCAAUUCAUGUGGGCAACACUGAUUUUAAUCGACCGGACGAAGUUUACGAUCACCUUGCACAAGACUUCCCUAAAUCAGAGGCAUGGAAAGUCGCAGAACUUUUGAAAUACUAUAGAGUUUUAAUCUACAGUGGACAAACAGAUCUCAUGAUCCCUUAUGCUUUGACUGUUAACUAUUUACAAAAGCUUAAAUUUCCGGGAUCCGAUGAUUACGAAAAAGCAGAAAGAAUUGUAUGGCAUGAUGACGCUGAUAGACAAGUGGUUGCUGGAUACGCGAAAACAGCUGGAAAGUUAACGGAAAUUAUGGUUAGGAACGCUGUUGUAGAAGAAAUUAAAUCAGAAGAAUAUGAUGAAGCAUACGAUUUAUGGAGUGAUAUCAUAGACACUAUACAACAAUUUACAGAAAUAGACAUAUAUAACUAUUUGACAAUUAAACGUAGUCAUGCAGAUGAAACCGACUUAAAUGAAUUUUUCAGUAAAGAAGAGGUUAGAAAAGCAAUUCAUGUGGGCAACACUGAUUUUAAUCGACCGGACGAAGUUUACGAUCACCUGCACAAGACUUCCCUAAAUCAGAGGCAUGGAAAGUCGCAGAACUUUUGAAAUACUAUAGAGUUUUAAUCUACAGUGGACAAACAGAUCUCAUGAUCCCUUAUGCUUUGACUGUUAACUAUUUACAAAAGCUUAAAUUUCCGGGAUCCGAUGAUUACGCAAAGGCAGAAAGAAUUGUAUGGCAUGAUGACGCUGAUAGACAAGUGGUUGCUGGAUACGCGAAAACAGCUGGAAAGUUAACGGAAAUUAUGGUUAGGAACGCUGGUCAUUUGGUACCAGCAGAUCAGCCAGAAUGGGCGCUACAACUUAUCAAUAAAUUUACAAGAAACAUUACUUUUCACUAAAUGUCAAUUAAUUAACAUAAACACAAAUUUCCAAAAUUGUAC
Molecule: messenger RNA, 1961 nt
Organism: Diabrotica balteata
Lineage: Eukaryota; Metazoa; Arthropoda; Insecta; Coleoptera; Chrysomelidae
Source: the annotation of a GenBank genome assembly